Messenger RNA from Sugiyamaella lignohabitans, 390 nucleotides. RefSeq names its product Ran GTPase GSP2 (gene GSP2). Gene Ontology annotation, cellular component: cytoplasm; nucleus. Lineage: Eukaryota; Fungi; Ascomycota; Dipodascomycetes; Dipodascales; Trichomonascaceae. The transcript has a single exon. The coding region runs from base 1 to 390 and encodes 129 amino acids. Gene Ontology annotation, biological process: protein import into nucleus; ribosomal subunit export from nucleus. The record is from RefSeq and is a predicted model, not a curated record. Gene Ontology annotation, molecular function: GTPase activity; GTP binding.
AUGUUUGACGUCACUUCUCGUAUCACUUACAAGAACGUUCCUAACUGGCACCGUGAUCUUGUCCGUGUCUGUGAGAACAUUCCCGUGGUCUUGUGUGGUAACAAGGUCGAUGUUAAGGAGAGAAAGGUUAAAGCCAAGAGCAUUACUUUCCACCGUAAGAAGAACCUCCAAUACUACGAUAUCUCUGCUAAAUCCAACUACAACUUCGAGAAGCCUUUCCUUUGGCUUGCUCGUAAGCUUGUUGGCCAACCUUCUCUUGAGUUCGUCGCUUCGCCUGCCCUUGCUCCUCCUGAGGUCACUGUCGAUGCCGACCUCAUGAACAAAUACCAACAAGAAAUGGAACAAGCUGCUGCUCUUCCUCUCCCUGAUGAGGAGGACGCUGAUCUCUAA